This is a messenger RNA of Salarias fasciatus (jewelled blenny), 1962 nucleotides long. Its product is annotated as zinc finger protein 436-like. Gene Ontology annotation, biological process: regulation of DNA-templated transcription. The record is from RefSeq and is a predicted model, not a curated record. The coding region runs from base 180 to 1826 and encodes 548 amino acids. Lineage: Eukaryota; Metazoa; Chordata; Actinopteri; Blenniiformes; Blenniidae. Gene Ontology annotation, molecular function: RNA polymerase II cis-regulatory region sequence-specific DNA binding; DNA-binding transcription factor activity, RNA polymerase II-specific. The transcript has 3 exons.
CACACACAGACAGACUUACACCAAACGGGAAGAACUUGUUGUGCGAUAAACUGCCAUAGCCCUUCUUAUAAUCAUAAGGGGAGAUCUAAAGACAAAGAGUUCGGCUUUUAUCGUGUUCCAUCGAGGAAGACAAACAGUUCAAGCCACAUUUCUGAAGUAACGAAGAGGCGAGGCAUGGCAUGUCAGCCUUAGGGAGACCAAAUCUUUCUUUCCAAAAUCGCCCUGGUCAUUCGGUGGUGUGCUCCAAGCAUUUCCUCAAAGAGAGUCCACAGCAACACAUAUGUGACCAGAAGAUGAGUUCCAGUCUGGAGCAAGAGGAACAUGAAGUCCCACACAUUAAAGAGGAGGAGGUUGAGGUGACUGUGACUGAUGGUGGAAGUGACCAAUCUGACUCUGUGAGAGACUCGAUCACCCGGCGACAAACUGCUGCUGCAGCGGAAAUCUUCACCAUGCUUGACCAAAAUAUCGUCCAGUACAAGGAGAAGGUUGAUCGGCACAGACUGCUGGAAAUCAUCUGGAAACCUCAAAUCAAACUACACAGAACAGAGCUCCCACAGCACCAUGACUGUAGGGAGGAGCAGCUCUCUAAACAGGAAGCAAACUACUCUCACGAGCAGGAGGAACCAGAACCUCCACAGAUAAAAGAGGAAGAAGAAGAAGAACCAGGACUUCUACAGUUUAAGGAGGAGCAGGAGGAACCAGAACCUCUACAGAUAAAAGAGGAAGAAGAAGAAGAACCAGGACUUCUACAGUUUAAGGAGGAGCAGGAGGAACCAGAACCUCCACAGAUAAAAGAGGAAGAAGAAGAAGAAACAGGACUUCUACAGUUUAAGGAGGAGCAGGAGGAAUCAGACGUUUCUGUUUUCGAGAAACAGGCUGAAUGUGAGGAAACGUAUCGUGAAAUAGUCAAUAAAAAACGGAAAUUAUGUCAGAAUGUGGAAACAGUCACUGAGAAGAUGAUGAUUUGUGAGACAUGUGGAAAAAGUUUCAGUUACCCGAGCCAUUUACUGCGCCACAAGCGAAUUCACACACGGGAGAAGCCUUGUUCUUGUGAAACAUGUGGGAAAAGUUUCAGUACAUGGGGUAACUUGAUGGUCCACAAGAGAAUUCACACAGGGGAGAAGCCUUAUCCUUGUGAAACAUGUGGGAAAAGUUUCAAUCAACUGAGUUGUUUGCUGCGCCACAAGAUAAUUCACACAAAUGAGAAGCCUUAUACUUGUGAAACGUGUGGGAAAAGUUUCGGCGAACAGCGUCGUUUGUUGCGCCACAAGAGAUUUCACACAGGGGAGAAGCCUUACUCUUGUGAAACGUGUGGGAAAAGUUUCACUCAACGCAGUGAUUUGCUGUGCCACAAGAGAAUUCACACAGGCGAGAAGCCUUAUGCGUGUGAAACAUGUGGGAAAAGUUUCAGUAGGUCCAGUAACUUGGUGGCCCACAAGAGAAUUCACACGGGUGAGAAGCCGUUUUCUUGUGAAACGUGUGGGGAAAGUUUCAAUCAACAGGGUGCUUUGUUCUGCCACAAGAGAAUUCACACAGGUGAAAAGCCUUAUCCAUGUGAAACAUGUGGGAGAAGUUUCAAUAGGUCUAGUAACUUGUUGGCCCACAAGAGAAUUCACACGGAUGAGAAGCCUCAUCCUUGUGAAACAUGUGGGAAAAGUUUCAGUGCAUUGGGCAACUUGACGGUCCACAAGAGAAUUCACACAGGGGAGAAGCCUUAUCCUUGUAAAAGAUGUGGGCAAAGUUUCAAUCAACAGGGUGCUUUAGGGCGCCACAUGAGAAUUCACACAAAGACGAGUUUAUUUUCUGGAAGUCCGGCUUCAGCCUAAAAUGAAAUGAUUUCAUCCUGUUCAAAGGAAAUGUUGCCGUUUCAAACAUUGUUCAUACUGUUCUUCGGGAUCUUUUCUUGUUUGUGGUUGUUUGGAAAAUGUCUAGAAAUGAAAAUAAAACAUUGAUAUGAAGCCA